GUUUAUGUAAAAGAACCAAAUUCCCCCCACCCCCGCCGGAAAAGGAAAAGGGAGUAUUUCUAGAGAAAAAGAAGAAUAGAUGAGCAGUAGAGGAGGAGGAGGAGUUUCAAGUAGUAGUAGUAGACAGAAUGUUAAUUCAGUGUUUUAUGCAGAAUCAUAUCAUCCAAUACAAGCUGGUAGUAUUGAUGGAAUAGACAUUCUUCCUCAUGAUAAUGCUGUUUACAGAGCUCUCCUUUGUUCUUCAGCUGGACUCUAUGACCCAUUUGGUGACCCUAAGGUUACCGGAGACCCUUAUUGCAGUUUGUUUGUUGGGCGUCUAUCUCACCUCACUACUGAAGAUUCACUUCAUAAGCCAAUGAGUAGGUAUGGGCGAAUCAAGAGUUUGCGAUUAGUUCGUGACAUUGUAACUGGUGCUUCUCGGGGUUAUGCAUUUGUUGAAUAUGAAAACGAUAGAGACAUGAGGUGCGAAGCUCACCACUCUAGGGUUGACGACUGUGAAAUUUUAGUAGAUUACAAUCGACAGCAGUUGAUGCUAGGGUGGAUCCCACGAAGAUUAGGAGGAGGACUUGGUGGCAUGAAAGGAUCUGGUCAGCUUCGUUUUGGAGGACGUGAGAGACCGUUCCGAGCUCCCCUGAAAUCAAUUCCCUUUGACGACUUAAAAAGGCUUGGCAUUCCACCUCUUCCAGAAGGACAAUAUAUGACACUUCACCAGGUUCCACCACCUCCUAGAAGACGGAGGAACUCUGUGGAUAGAGAGGAAGAACAGUCACAAUCUCACAAGCGCAGUAAACAUUCCCACCGAUCCAGAAGGAGAAGAUCCACCAGUAGGGAUCACCUAUCAGAUUAAUCAUGAAGAAAAGAGAUCGCAGCAGAGGAUUGUGUAUGUGCUAAAAGAACAGCAGAGUAUCGGGAACCAGAGAACAGACUGCUUACAAUUGGAAAAUUAGGUGUGUUGAUGGUGGUGGUCCUUGGUGGAGCUGACAGCCGUCUGCCGGUUUCAUCAUUAAAGAAAAAUCUCAUCUAGUUAUUUGUUUUUGUUUUUUUGAUUAUAAAAAAGUUUUUUUGAAGAUGAGGAUUAAUCCAUUGAAUUACGAGAAUGAUAUGACUUACGAAAUACUUUCUCGCAUACCAAUUGAG
Molecule: messenger RNA, 1137 nt
Organism: Papaver somniferum (opium poppy)
Lineage: Eukaryota; Viridiplantae; Streptophyta; Magnoliopsida; Ranunculales; Papaveraceae
Product: U11/U12 small nuclear ribonucleoprotein 35 kDa protein-like
Exons: 8
Coding region: 80-847 (255 amino acids)
Biological process (GO): mRNA splicing, via spliceosome
Cellular component (GO): precatalytic spliceosome; U12-type spliceosomal complex
Molecular function (GO): mRNA binding; snRNA binding
Source: RefSeq, a predicted model, not a curated record